CUCAAUCCUCCUCGAGAUUGUCAUCGUUGGCAAUUGUAUUUCUUUCAUUUUUCCUAAAUCUUUAUUUACUAUUUACAAUUAUACACUUUCUUUUUGCUGUUUUUUCUUAAAUAAGUAAAUAAAUUUUCAAAGUUUUUCUUAAUUCUUUGAAGCCUUUGAUUGUUGUUUUUUAAAAUUGUAAUGUAAUAGUUAAAAUAAGUCACCAACACUCGGCUAAUUACUGCUCGUUUCAAGUUUGAUGAUUUUGACAGAGAAAAUUAACAUAAUUUCGCUUUUUAUAUAUCAAUCAUCAUUUCAUCAAUUGUUGAAAUUGUAACUGUAAACCGAUAAAUUAACUGUUCCAUCAUGUUUUCAGUCAAAUUUAACCUUUUCACAUUAAUAGUGUUAAUCAAAUUCAUACCAAUAGCAAAUUGUGGGUAUCUUUUUUCUCGGCCUAUGAAAACACCAAAAGCCAAUAUUCACAUAGAGGCAACACUUACAGAUAAAGAGGGACUGAAUAGAAAAUGGUCAAUAUCUGAACAUAUGGCAGGAACUUCAAAGUCUCAUGGUAAAAUUCAUGUUACUGGGGAAUCACAAUCAUUUUAUGUUUUCUAUGAUCAUUCAGUUGAUGAUAAACGUUUGAUUAUUUCCGACUAUGAAUGUUACCAAAUGUCAAAAGACCAGGACCUAUGGUCAACUUCCAUUCCUGGUAUCCGACAAUCGUUACUAAGUUUAAUACUUCUGACUGGCCCUUCAUUCAUUUACCGGCUUUCUGAUAAAUCACUAAAAUGGAACACAAUCGAUGAAAAUAUGGAUGGUACCUCGAUUAGUACAAUGACCACUAUUUUAGAUGAAUCGCUCAAUAUAAAAGUUUACUUUAAAAGUGGUGUUAAUAAAGAGAUUGAAAAUGCAUUUCGUAUAGACUUUGAUGGCUACUAUAAUAUGCCCAAUACGAGUUUUAUAUACAGAAUUAGCGAAUCAUUGGUUCUUAAUAUUCUCAGUAUAACCCAAAUAGAUGAGAAUCUUGAUGUCAAAGUACAACCGAUCACAGGAAUUGGAUGCCCAGAUUAUUUCCAAUUAGAACGAGAAUUUCCCAAGCUUACAACUCGUCAACUUCAUUUUACAUUCACCGAGACGCUAACGUCAGAUCUAAAUAGUAGUAAAACCAUUUUGAAUGUAGAGGUUUAUAUAGACGGUGAUAAAAAAUUGACUCGAAUUGGUGUUGACGAUGAUUAUACAAUCAGCGAUUUUAAUCUAGCGGUUUCAUACUAUUUUAAACUCUCCAAGUGUCAAAUAAAGUCAUUCGAUAGUUAUAUGCCUGGACUUAUUGGUGGUCAGUUGGACAUCAAUGAACUAACUUGGAUGAAUGGGCAAUUUAAAUACGUUGGUAAAACCAUUUAUGAACCAAGAGCUCGUGGUAUAUUUGAUACAUGGGAAUCAGUUGAGUACGGACGAAAAAUUGAGGGCACUAAAUAUGACAAAGUUGUGACAACUCAGUACAUGGCAAUAUUGAGCAAUCCAAAUGAUUACGAAUCAACUUCCAUUGAUUAUGUUCCUGUGGCUAUGGUUCGAACUGCUUACAAAAAGGAUAAUAUGGGUAAAUAUUUUGUUGCAGAAUCGCGGAGACGAGAUAUCUCUGAGUUCCAACGAGCGAUAACAAAAGCCCAAUAUCAGAACUUAUUUAGUAUAUCUGAUUGUUUCGUCCGAGAGCAAAGAGUAAUAUUGAACUUUGAAAUCAGAAGUGAAGAAAAUGGUUACACGUGCAGUGUUGGUACCCAAUUUGCUGAGGAUCAUUUUUACGAAUUCAAGGAAAGUUUCAAAAAUGUUCUUACUAAACAAAUAUCCCCGCUGCGAAUAGGAUCAAUCUAUCUUGAUUUCCAUAUCGAUAGGAUCUCAGCUAGAGUUGAAUUUUUCGAAAGGCCACCUCUUGAGAAAUCUUUUCAGAUACGAGAUGCUAAAGUCAAAGUGGACAAUCCAAAGUUGACCUCUGGGGGUAUUAUUGCUAAAAAUAUCGAUGAAUGUUUGAAAACCCAAUUGAAAGAAAAUUAUUUCAAAGAGAUCCUUUACUGUCCCUCAUUGAAUGGACUUUGUUUGAACAUUGAAGAUCCGAACAGUUUGGAGGAAACUGUUGAUUCGAAUAUUGAUUGUAAACUUUACUAUUUUCCUCUAAUGAAUCAGUAUCGGUUAACAAAAGAAAUUGAACUUGCUGAUAAAUCUUCACUUCGACUUGAUAACAUGCCGAUCUCCUUGAAAUGUGAUAACUGUACAACUGCAAGUAAAUCUCAUCGAUAUCGAAUAACCAAUGUUCUUGACUAUACUUUUUCGAUUUCUCAUAAACAAUCAAGUUUCAUGGAAAUUCAAAAUCAUAAAACUCAUCUCAACAGACAAAUCUGUUCACCCAGUAAGUGGGCUAUUCAUAGUAUCGGUGACUGUUAUCGUACUUGUGUCACUCCAAAUAAUUUUGACUGUGUUGCAUUUUCUUAUUGCUCCAAUGGAAAUUCUCAUGAAUGUCUCAUUUCCAGUGCUCUAUUUAUACCAAAUGCUACCGUGUAUGCAAACAACUGUUCAACCUAUUCAAGAAAUUUCCUACUCGAAUAUCAGAAAAAUCCAAACCAACAAUUUUACGAUAUCUCAGAUGAUGAUAGUGUUUAUUCAUGGACAGUUGACGAUUGUGCCGCUCAAUGUUCACAAUCCCCUAAAUGUUUCUCAUUUCAAUAUUGUUCCAAUAAUAAUCAAUGUACUUUUACAAAGACUUCAUACCCAGUUAAAAAGGUGCGACAUGACAUUUUUUGCAAUGUUUAUACUCGUAAGUUAAAGUGUUCUAAAAGUUAUCACUGGUACUACCCUGGUUUCGGAAUUCAUUCUGGUGAGAGUAAAUUGAACAUGGAGCAAUGUGCAGCUCUUUGUUAUAACUGGAGGCGGGAAGAAAGCUGUAAAUCUUUCAACUUUUGUCCUAAAGGUCGACUUGAAACUACUUGUCAGUUGACCCAAUACAUGGUUGGAAACCCAAAUGUUGCAACUUCCCCCUCGCAAAAUUGUUACAAUUUUCAACUACUAAAGAAACUUCAACAACGUGAGUCCAAUCAUGAAGCAUUUGCACCGAAUGAUGAUAUGGCUAAUGCAGCUACUUCCAUUUCGUUGGCCUUUCUUGUUGUUGGUCUUGCCUUGGGAAUCGCUACCACCUCAAUCUAUCAUAUGAUCCACAAUAGACAUAAAUACAGGGUGACUACUGUACACCAAGAGCAAGAUCUUGAUUCUUGAUUCUAUCCUCUUUCAAAAGCAAAUUACGUUUUUUACCUCAAAUUAAAACCUAAACUACUUCAAUCAAAUCAUAACGAAUCGAAAUUUAGACAAUAAAAUACAAUUAAUGAAUUGA
This is a messenger RNA of Panonychus citri (citrus red mite), 3355 nucleotides long. RefSeq lists its product as uncharacterized. Lineage: Eukaryota; Metazoa; Arthropoda; Arachnida; Trombidiformes; Tetranychidae. The record is from RefSeq and is a predicted model, not a curated record.